Pipistrellus nathusii (Nathusius's pipistrelle) is the source of this 1320-nucleotide messenger RNA. Lineage: Eukaryota; Metazoa; Chordata; Mammalia; Chiroptera; Vespertilionidae. The record is from the annotation of a GenBank genome assembly.
AUGGCGUCGCUCACCGUGAAGGCGUACCUUCUGGGGAAGGAGGACGCGACCCGCGAGAUCCGCCGCUUCAGCUUCUGCUUCAGCCCGGGACCCGAGGCGGAGGCCGAGGCAGCGGCCCGCGGGCCCUGCGAGCGGCUGCUGGGCCGCGUGGCCGCCCUGUUCCCCGCGCUGCGGCCCGGCGGCUUCCAGGCGCACUACCGCGAUGAGGACGGGGACCUGGUUGCCUUUUCCAGCGAUGAGGAGCUGACGAUGGCCCUGGCAUACGUGAAGGAUGACCUCUUCCGGAUUUACAUUAAAGAGAGGAAGGAGUGCCGGCGGGACCACCGCCCCCCGUGUGCUCAGGAGGCACCCCGCAACAUGGUGCACCCCAAUGUGAUCUGCGACGGCUGCAAUGGCCCCGUGGUGGGCACCCGGUACAAGUGCAGCGUCUGCCCUGACUACGACCUGUGUGCCGGCUGCGAGGGGAAGGGCGUGCACCGUGAGCACAGCAAGCUCGCCUUCCCCAGCCCCUUCGGGCAUCUCUCCGAGGGCUUCUCUCACAGCCGCUGGCUCCGGAAGCUGAAGCAUGGCCACUUUGGGUGGCCUGCCUGGGAGAUGGGCCUGCCUGGGAACUGGAGCCCACGCCCCCCUCGGGCGGGGGACACCCAGGCCAGCCCCACCGCAGACUCUGCUUCUGGUCCAUCGGAGGAUCCCAGUGUGAAUUUCCUCAAGAACGUGGGGGAGAGCGUGGCAGCCGCCCUCAGCCCCCUAGGCAUCGAGGUGGACAUUGACGUGGAGCAUGGAGGGAAGAGAAGCCGCCUGACGCCCGUCUCUCCAGGCAGCCCCGGUGCGGAGGAGCGGUGCAGCUCUCAGCCAGGAAGCUGCUCUUCUGACUCCAGCAAACCGGACGACGCCAUGGAGGGAGCUGCACAGGCUCUGGCGAAGCAAAUGAACAAGAUCACGCUGCAGUCGGGUGUGCAGCCCGAGGAGCAGAUGGAGUCUGACAACUGCUCGGGAGGAGACGAUGACUGGACUCAUUUAUCUUCAAAGGAAGUGGACCCAUCGACAGGCGAACUCCAGUCUCUACAGAUGCCCGAGUCUGAAGGGCCAAGCUCUCUGGACCCUUCCCAGGAGGGACCCACAGGGCUGAAGGAAGCCGCCGUGUACCCACAUCUGCCGCCAGAAGCUGACCCCCGGCUCAUUGAGUCCCUCUCCCAGAUGCUGUCCAUGGGGUUCUCUGAUGAAGGCGGCUGGCUCACCAGACUCCUACAGACCAAGAAUUACGACAUUGGGGCUGCCUUGGAUACCAUCCAGUAUUCAAAGCACCCACCGCCCUUGUGA